This is a messenger RNA of Prunus persica (peach), 547 nucleotides long. RefSeq names its product E3 ubiquitin-protein ligase COP1-like. Gene Ontology annotation, biological process: proteasome-mediated ubiquitin-dependent protein catabolic process. The record is from RefSeq and is a predicted model, not a curated record. NCBI's taxonomy places the organism in Eukaryota, Viridiplantae, Streptophyta, Magnoliopsida, Rosales, Rosaceae. Gene Ontology annotation, molecular function: ubiquitin protein ligase activity; protein binding. The transcript is spliced from 3 exons. Bases 52 to 387 code for a protein of 111 amino acids.
UCCUCGUAACUCCGGCCACCGGCCACGGCUGUGGACGGGGCCGGUACCAAAAUGACCGGGGCGUCGUCCUCUUCCUACCCCAGCCACCUCCCGCCGCCAGCCGCCGCGGAUUCGCCGGAAUUUGGAGAUGAAGCGGCCGAUGUCGUCCAAACUUCAAAGCCGCCGAUCUCCCUCCUCCGGCCACCAAUUCCGUCGACCCAGGGUGUCAUGGAAUAUGAAGAACAUGAAAAACGUGUGGUUGGAGUGUUUGAUUUUUCAUGCACAGAGCGCACAAGGCUUGUAUCUCAUAGUGAUGAUUGUAAGGUAAAAGUUUGGUGCACACGGCAGGAAAGGAAACUAGCUAGUGUUCUUGACAUUGAUAUGAAAGCGAACAUUUGUUGCUUUUAAGUAUAAUAUUUUAUCUAUAGCAACUGCAUUGCAGUAUAUAUUACAUGAAUCGUAUCUGUACGUACACUUUGUAAGUAAGAUAUUGGUCUCCUGUUGAUUAUCUUGCAUGAGAAUAAAUCAGUUUAGAGUAAAAUGCACCUAAUUAUGGUACCCCUAUGAA